AUGAUCNCUGAAAGAUAUGCACCUGAACUUCAGUAUCAAAUUAUAUUAAAAGGAGAAGAAAUCAUCCUUUGCCUACAGAAAAACAGGCAUAUUGGGCCAGAUUACACUGAAACAUAUUACUCACACAAAGGAGAAGAAAUCACUACAAGCCCGCAGAAUAUGGAACACUGCUACUAUAAAGGACACAUCCUAAAGGAAAAGGAUUCUGUAGCCAGCAUUAGUACCUGCAAGGGGUUGAGGGGAUACUUCACUCAUCAUGGUCAGAGAUAUAUGAUAAAGCCUCUGAAAAGUACAGACCAAGAAGAUCAUGCCGUCCUCACCCAUAACCAGGAGGAGCUAGAAACAGCUGAUCGCACUUGUGGUGUAAGAAAUGUUGGCAGGAAACAAGGACUUCUUCGAACCUCCAGGUCACUCAAUAACCCAGAGCACGAACGCUUUCUUCGGGCUAAGAAGUACAUUGAUCUCUUUUUGGUGCUGGAUAACGCCUUUUAUAACAUCUCUAAGGGAAAUCUAACUUUGAUAAGAAGCUUUUUGUUUGAUGUGGUGAACCUACUCAAUGUGAUUUAUAACACCAUAGAUAUUCAAGUGGCCUUGGUAGGUAUGGAAAUCUGGUCUGACGGUGAUAAGAUAGCGGUGGUACCCCAAACAGGUGUUACCUUUAACAACUUUCUGAGUUGGCAUCGUUCUAACCUGCGGAAAAUGAGGAGCCAUGAUCAUGCUCAGCUACUCAGUGGAAUCGGCUUCAACAACCGACAUGUAGGAAUGGCGGCCUCAAACUCCUUGUGUUCUCCAUCGUCAGUUGCUGUUAUUGAGGUUUGUAAACUUACAGGAAGGCUCCUUGUGGUUCUGUAUCCUUUGGAAGACAAGCAAAAUGCCUUAUACAGACUUAACACAAUGAACAUUUGCGGAGGCAGUAAACAGAGAUAG
This is a messenger RNA of Manis javanica (Malayan pangolin), 927 nucleotides long. Lineage: Eukaryota; Metazoa; Chordata; Mammalia; Pholidota; Manidae. The record is from RefSeq and is a predicted model, not a curated record.